This is a messenger RNA of Clupea harengus (Atlantic herring), 5816 nucleotides long. RefSeq names its product kinesin family member 14 (gene kif14). The transcript is spliced from 29 exons. The coding region runs from base 419 to 5251 and encodes 1610 amino acids. Gene Ontology annotation, molecular function: microtubule binding; ATP binding; microtubule motor activity. The record is from RefSeq and is a predicted model, not a curated record. Lineage: Eukaryota; Metazoa; Chordata; Actinopteri; Clupeiformes; Clupeidae. Gene Ontology annotation, biological process: microtubule-based movement.
UGUCAGCUAGCCAAAGUUGCCAAUUUGCUAAUGAAAGGUGGUCAUUAUAUUGAGUAACUAGUGAGAGAAUGCUACUUCUUGUAAUUAGUGAGCUGCCUGACGAUAACAGUUAGCGUUAAUGUAUUAAUGAAUCAGGUCACUUAACAGAAACCCGUAAAGUUAAUGUGAAACAGUAAAAGAAUCUUUAGUUUAGUUUCUUUAUUUUACAGGUCACGUUUCAUUGAGGACCUAAGUGAUUACAACCUGUCUUGGAGCACUGACCUAUCCUUUUAGUUGAUUUUACUAUUUUAUAUAAAAUUGGUAGAUUUUAGUUUUAAUUUGGAUGUCUUCAUUCCUCUCAGAAUCCACAACGUCCCUACAUGGUUAGUGCAAAUCAGACGUACGAUUGAAUCAGCUGUCAAAACUCAAAACAGCUGACAUGAUGGAUGAAACCACCGCAUCUGUGGAUAGAUCCAGAGAGACAAACAAGACCUACAUAAUCUCAGACCCCUCGAAAGAAAAUGACUCAAGUAUAAGACUUACUCUCCAAAGGAGAACAACUGAGAAUAAAGACACGGGGAAAGGCGAAAAUUCGGACACAUCAAACGCUGAAAAUCUAAUUCAGGCCCCUCAAAAGAGAUUGACUUUGAAACGCAGAACAAGAUCAGUGGACAAAACGCCAAACACUGCUCGGGCAAAAGCAAGUCACCCAGGGCCUGGUGGUGCCGUAUCGCGAAAGUCCAAAAUCCUUUCAGAACCGAACAGUCGCACACCUCGUGCUUCAAAUGUAUUGCGCUCAGGUAGCGUCCGAGACAUUGUGUUUAAAACCCCAGCGAAGGAUACUAUAGUAGGUCGAAGAAACCCUCCUGCUCAAGUUAUUGAACGGGCACCUAAGUUAACUACUAAAAUGGAUAUUUCAAAGUCAGACUAUCAGAGCAAUACAGUUUCAACCCCGACCAAAACAACACAAUUUGGCAAACUUAGUGUGAAGAAAGAGGUCUUCGAGCGCUUGGCCGGGAGGGACGCCAACAAGAGUGUGUCAACCAAGUCUGGAAGUUUGGAGAGACACAUGACGCCCUCGCAGGUGACUUCAGCUUGUGGAAGACCCGGUGCACCAAGGCCAAUCAACAGGUUGCCAAUCUGCAGUCAGAAUAGAAUGCCGCUGAACACCCCACGCACAACACAGGCCACCAAAUCCGUGACCGCUAGCAGUUCAAGAGCUUCGAAGUCUAGGGCGUCCGCAGAAACGCCACCUGUUAUCGAGUCUGCCUCUCAAGUUACUCAGCUCUCACAGGAUUCCUUCAAGAUGGAAAACAGCGCAGUGGCUGUGGCUGUCAGAAUGAGGCCUUUCAGUAGCAGAGAACAGAAGGAGAAGGCUACCCAAGUCAUCUUCAUGGAUAAUCAGGAAACUGUUGUUCAUCACCCUGACUCCAAGCGAUUCACAUUUUCAUUUGACUUCUCUUUCGGCUCCAUCGAUGAGAAGGAUCCUGAUUUUGCCAGCCAACAAAUAGUGUAUGAAAAAUUAGCCAAACCUCUCCUAGAAAGAGCCUUUGAGGGUUUUAACACUUGUCUUUUUGCCUAUGGCCAAACAGGAUCUGGAAAGUCAUACACCAUGAUGGGGUUUGGAGAGGAGGUUGGGGUGACACCAAGAUUUUGUGAGGAACUUUUUUCCAGGCUGCCAACGAAUCACAAUAAAGAGAUCACUUGUCAUUUGGAGAUGAGCUACUUUGAGGUGUACAAUGAAAAAAUCCACGAUUUGCUCAUUGUGAAGGAUGAACAAAACCAGAAAAGGUUGCCGCUAAGAGUUCGUGAACAUCCCAUUCAUGGACCUUAUGUUGCUGACCUUUCCACAAAUGUGGUGAGCUCCUAUGCAGACAUUCAGGGUUGGCUUGAGCUGGGCAAUAAACAGCGAGCCACUGCAGCCACUGGCAUGAAUGACAAGAGCUCCAGGUCUCACUCAGUCUUCACUCUGACUCUGACUCAGACCAAGACAGAGUUAGUGGAGGGAGAACAGCAUGACCACACCAUCACCAGCCGAAUAAACCUGGUGGAUCUGGCUGGCAGUGAGCGCUGCUCCUCUGCCCAAACCAGUGGAGACCGACUACGGGAGGGAGCCAGCAUCAACAAGUCUCUGCUGACCCUGGGAAAGGUCAUCUCUGCGCUGUCCGAACAGGCCCAGACCAGGAAAAAGGUCUUCACCCCUUACAGGGAGUCAGUCCUCACGUGGUUGCUGAAGGAGAGCCUGGGAGGGAACUCGAAGACGGCCAUGAUCGCCACGCUGAGUCCGGCCGCCAGCAACGUAGAGGAGAGCCUGAGCACGCUGCGCUAUGCUCAGCAGGCCCGCAUGAUCAUCAACGUGGCCAAGGUCAACGAAGACACCAACGCCAAACUCAUCAGAGAGCUGAAAGCGGAGGUGGAGAAACUCAAGUUGGCCCAAACGGGCUUGCGGGGCAUCGAACCGGAGAAGAUGCGGCUAUUCCAGCAGGAGAUUGUAGCCCUGAAGAUGCAGCUUACUCAGCAGGACAGAGAGAUGGCUGAGGUUCACCGUGCCUGGCGAGAGAAGCUGGAACAGGCUGAAAAACGGAAAAAAGAAGAGGCCAAAGAGCUACAGCGGGCGGGCAGCACCUUUAAGGUAGACAACCGGCUCCCCAACCUCGUCAACCUGAAUGAAGACCCUCAACUGUCAGAGAUGCUCUUAUAUAUGAUCAAGGAGGGACAGACCAAGGUCGGCCGGCUGAAGUCCGAAACCGCCCACGACAUCCAGCUGUCUGGGGCACUCAUUGCAGAUAAGCACUGUGUCAUUUCCAAUGUAAAUGGAACAGUCAGCAUCUUGCCUAUGGAGAAUGCCAAGACCUUCGUGAAUGGGAACCUUGUGUCCGAAUCCACUGUCCUUCAGCAUGGCGACAGGGUGAUCCUCGGCGGCGAUCACUACUUCCGCUUCAACCACCCCACAGAGGUGCAGAGUGGGAAGCGUGUCUCCUGCUGGUCCAGUGCUGGCGAUGGCCACAAGGACUUUGAGUUUGCCAAGAACGAGCUCCUCGCUGCCCAGAGGGCUAAACUGGAGGCUGAGAUUGAGGCGGCACGAUUUAAGGCGAAAGAGGAGAUGAUGCAGGGUAUCCAGGUGGCCAAAGAGAUGGCGCAGAAAGAGCUGAUCUCACAGAAGCAGGUCUACGAGGACCGAAUCAAAACUCUAGAGCAGGAACUGGAGGAGGAGACCCAGCGGAAGAGGAUGCAGGAGCUGGACAGUCAAAGAGUGGCCAGCAAGAUGGAGGAGCUCAAGACCGCCAAGUCCCACCUGGAGCUGGAAGUGAGCACCCACAAGAAACUGCUCCACAUGGAGGCGCGGGCCACCAGACAGGCCAUGGCAGACCAUGACAUAAGGCACGCCAAAAUCAUUGGAGCUCUGGAAGCUGAAAAGAGGAAGAUUGCGGAGGAUCUUGCCGAAAUCCAGGAGAAACGAGCCAUGAGGACAAAUAACGCUCUAAAAAUUGGCCUCAGUGGUGUUGGCUCAGGUCCAGCUCAGUCCUCAGCUCCACCACAGUGGGAUGCUAUGAAGUUGUCCCUGAUGAUUGAGGAGGCAAACGCCAUUGGCAAAAAGCUGAGGAAACACACCAUUUUCAGCAGGCUUGAAGUGUCUGCCCAGGGGAGUGGAGACGGGGAGCUACAGGUCCAGGUCCAGAACACCAAGCUGGGCAUCUCCACCUUCUGGAGCCUGGAGAAGUUCCAGAGCAGCCUGGCAGCCAUGAGAGAACUGGACCAGGGGGACCGAGCCUCCAAAGACGACGAUGUGUUUUACGACCCCAAUGAUGAGUGGGAACAAGAUAUAUCGGCCUCUUCCAGUGCCUCCUCCCUCUCUCGAAGGAGAAGUAGGAGUUUGCUGAAGAGCAGGAGGAUCUCUGGGCGGCUGUACGAGAUCCGGGUCCACCCCAUCCAGAGCUUGCACAGCCCGGCACCGCAGUCCACUGUGGGACUCAUGGGAAUGAACAAACCCCCGUCCCAUCUCUCCAGCAUCUCAGACUCCGCCCUGCCAGGCAUCAGCAAAGACAUGAUUGGUCAGGCGGUUGCCAGGUUACGUCAGUGUCACCCUAGCGACGACAGCGUGGCUGACAGGCUGACCUCUGACUUGCUGAGCAUCCAUGCUGUGGUGAAGUCCAUCACCACCCUCUACAAUCAGCUCGAUGAAGACAGCUCAGAGAAUCUGUUUGUGUGCAGUGUUGAGGCGCAGACCCAGCUGAUGAAGGGUACUCUGGCCAUGGAGAGGGCAGUGUCCACCACACUCAUUUGGGUUUCCAGCAUCAAGCCAUGCAAAGGCGCUGUCUUCCACACUGCUGAGGAACUCAAGACUGAAGUGAAGAAAAUGGGUGGCUACUUUCAGCUUCUCAUUCAGGGCUGUGACUCCGAAAUCACAUCCAUGGUGACCGAGGCCCAAAGUAAGAUGGACCGGUGUUUCAGCGCAGCUCUGGGCGUAACUGGCCACCUCUCGGCUCUCUCAGGGACAGAGAUGCAUGUGGUGGAGCUUGGCUCUGAUGCUGUGGGCAAGCGCCCCCCACUGGUCUCACUACUGGAUGGUACCUGUAGGGGCAUUCAUGGCCUUUUGGAGGAAGGACAAAACAUCAGCAAAGAGAUGCUGAGGGAAGCCCAACUGAUGUAUCCUAAAACCCAGCAUUUGCAGAGCCUCAAAACCAAAUCUCUGGACACAGCCCAGGCCCUUCAGAGCUACCUCUACUGCAGUAUUUCACAGGGACAGGACUCCUUAGAAAGAGCUGGAGACGAGGCCUCGGAUGUGGCGAGGUGCUUGUGUGAAGUGCGGACCUCAGCAGUCUCCCUCUUCCAGCUCAACCUGGCUCUGCGGCAGCUUCACUCGUCCCUGUCCCUCUCUUUCAGAGGAAAAGGUGAUGACGGCAGCAUUGUUGCCAUCCAGUCCUCUUCCAGGGUAAUUGAUGACAUCAUUAGUGGCCUGCCGAGGCAAGCUGGCAUUGGAACCGGUGGGGCAGGGCUGCAGCUCCCCUGCGUCCAGAGCAUCAUGGACGCCCGCGACGAUGUCCACGCAGCUCUGCGUUCAUUGGCGACUGCGUUUAAGAGUGGCAGGGCGAGAGCGCGGGACUCUACAGGCAGUGAGGGUAGCUCGAGGAGGUCAGUGGAGGAGUGUAACACAAGUGUGGGGAGUAACUCCUCCCUCGCCUCCCUACCACCCAGAAACAAGACUGUGCCUAAGAUAAUGUACAGCCUGGCAGGGCCUACGCCUGUUUCUAAGGAUGUCCAGUGGGUGUGAGCUGCUUUGACCUAGUGGGUCAAGGGCCAUUAGGAUACUUGGAUGCCUAUGUGUUUCUAUAUGAUCUAAUAGGAAAAAUGCUUAUUAACGGCUUACCUGUAUGCGAAUGGUCAGUUAUUUAAUUGCACUACUUUUUUUUCUUGAAUGGCACAGCUGUACACAUUUGUUUAGCCAUAUUUAGCUGAGAGUCAAAGAUUGCACUAUUUGCAUGAAGGACUGGGUACAAUUUUCUCCAUUGUAAAAUUUGGUUAAUUUUUAAUACUGAUAGAUAAAAUUAUAACAUUAUUAUUUUGCAUUGAAUUAAUUAAUUGAAUGUCGGUUAUAUGGUGCUGUGGAUAUUCUAUAACAUAACAAAUUGAAGACAUGUUUGUAUGAAAAUAUUUGUAUUUUUGCACUUGACCUAUUACACAGCCCAUACUUUUUUAACUCUACAAUACACCAUUCGGUUAUACUGUAAGAAAAAAAAUAAUGCCUUCCAUUUUGUAUGAAAACUCACUUUGUGCUGGCAAAUCAUGUAAUAUUGGUGUUUUGCUAUAUUAAAUGUAUAUGCAUGUGUUCUAUUAUA